Messenger RNA from Polypterus senegalus (gray bichir), 866 nucleotides. It is a transcript of the gene psmb3, whose product is annotated as proteasome 20S subunit beta 3. The transcript is spliced from 6 exons. The record is from RefSeq and is a predicted model, not a curated record. Gene Ontology annotation, cellular component: proteasome core complex, beta-subunit complex; proteasome core complex. NCBI's taxonomy places the organism in Eukaryota, Metazoa, Chordata, Cladistia, Polypteriformes, Polypteridae. Bases 137 to 754 code for a protein of 205 amino acids. Gene Ontology annotation, biological process: proteasome-mediated ubiquitin-dependent protein catabolic process.
GGGUAAAUAGCGUCAUGUUAGGUUACGCACGGUGCCGCUGAAAGGAAAGAUCCGCUUCGAUAUUUAAGAGCUAUACGAAAAUUACGCUUGUAUAAACAAUUUUCAAAGGAAUUGUUAACGUUGUACAGCUGCUAUCAUGUCGAUUAUGUCCUAUAAUGGUGGGGCCGUAAUGGCCAUGAGAGGCAAGAAUUGCGUCGCAAUUGCUGCUGACAGAAGAUUUGGGAUUCAGGCCCAAAUGGUGACCACAGACUUUCAGAAGAUUUUUCCCAUGGGAGAUCGGCUGUUCAUCGGCCUUGCCGGCUUGGCAACAGAUGUGCAGACAGUAUCACAACGCCUUAAAUUCAGGUUAAACUUGUAUGAAUUGAAGGAAGGAAGGCAAAUCAAGCCAAAGACUUUUAUGAGCAUGGUGUCGAAUCUUCUGUAUGAGAGGAGGUUUGGCCCAUAUUACGUAGAGCCCGUUAUCGCCGGUUUGGAUCCCAAGACUUUUGAGCCCUUCAUAUGCUCGCUGGAUUUGAUCGGCUGUCCAAUGAUCACAGAGGACUUUGUUGUCAGUGGCACUUGUGCGGAGCAGAUGUAUGGCAUGUGUGAAUCCCUGUGGGAGCCAAACAUGGAGCCAGAAGACCUCUUUGAAACCAUUUCUCAGGCAAUGCUGAAUGCGGUUGACAGAGACGCUGUAUCGGGUAUGGGGGUCAUAGUCCAUGUAAUUGAAAAGGACAAAGUAACCACAAGAACACUGAAAGCUCGUAUGGAUUAAAAUCGGUAUAAUGUUGGAACUUUUCUUUUUCAUGGAUUUGUAUUUUUAUUGCCAUUCUUUGUUUUACAAAUGUAACAAUCCACUCAUUAAAACCCCGGAAUGAGUAAUGAAA